Messenger RNA from Penicillium expansum, 1119 nucleotides. Its product is annotated as ankyrin repeat domain-containing protein. The transcript has a single exon. Bases 1 to 1119 code for a protein of 372 amino acids. The record is from RefSeq and is a predicted model, not a curated record. Gene Ontology annotation, molecular function: protein binding. Lineage: Eukaryota; Fungi; Ascomycota; Eurotiomycetes; Eurotiales; Aspergillaceae.
AUGGCGCUUGGUCACCUCCCCACAGAGAUCAUCCUCAUGAUUGAGAGCAAUCUCGACUCUCACAAAGAUCUGAAUGCCCUGAUUUGCACGAGCACACGCUUUGCCCUCAUGUUCGACGAGAAACUCUACAAAAAGAACUCGGCACACCAGCAUGACUAUGUGAUCUUAUGGGCAGCUAAGCGAGGCCUCGCUGGCACCAUCCACAAAUGCCUGAAAGCCGGUGCCAAGGUCCAACGACGAGAUCGAUUCGGAUCUCAUUUGGCCGAUCGUGAUGCCCCCGAGUCUUUGAAAGUCAUCCCACGACACCCAAAAUCACACCCCCUGACUGCAGCCGCCGAAAUUGGCUCGAUGUCUUGCGUCCAUCUUCUCCUUGCACAAGGUGUCAGUCCCAACUUUUUGGACGAACACUACGAAACUCCGCUGAGGCAGGCCGCAGGGAAUGGCCAUGUGCACAUUGUUGAGCGGCUGCUUAACCACGAUCCGACCCUAUUCCAAGGUGCUUUCAAGCUCCGACGACCUCUCAAGAUUGCCGCAGCUCGCGGUCAUUUACCCGUGCUCGAAGCUCUCUUCUCUUUCCUCGAGCAUGGUGAUCGAAUUCUCACCGUCAAAGAUGCUGCACAGAUCAUCCUGUACGAGGGACUCUGGCACCGCAAAGAAAGUGUCGUCAGAUAUGCACUCAGGGAGGGUGCCGAUGUGAAUGACAAGAAAUCAGAGUUCGUGUUGCGGUUUGCUCCGGAUCCACGACCAGAGGUGUCACCCGAUAUGCCACGAGUCAAACCAGUCCAAGCAGACAAGCUUGGAGUGAAAGUUCGAGGAAAUAUCACUCCUGGAUGGUCAUCCCACAUCCCAAAUGCUCUAUACGCUGCCCUCAUCGGUGGUGAUGCGGAUCUGGUUCAGUUGGUCGUUGGUCAUGGAUUUGAGAUGGCUCGGAUUAAGCCCAUGCUGCGAGACGCAAUCUUUCAGAGAGAUACCGAAAUCAUCAGAAAGAUGAAAGACCUGGGGGUCACGGUCACCGCUGCAAUGAUUUAUGAGUCUGUUGAAAAUCAAGAUCUGGCUUGGAAGGUUUGUAUGAAGAAACAAUUGGCAAAAAUGGUGGAAGACCUAGGUCUCAAUACUUGA